UAAGCGUUGUUUGUAGGAAGAAGAAGAAGAAGCCGAUUCUGGAAGCCAUUACGUUGCGCAGAUCAAUUGAGUAAAUCCUACUAUUUUUGCGUACAAUACGCACAAUUGUAUUUUAAAAACAGGAAUUUAUUCAAAUAUGGCAUCGAAUACCAAAAAAAGAAAAAUGAAUUUUUCAGAGAGGGAGGUCGAAAUUAUUGUGGAGGAAAUAGAGAAACAAAAGCACACACUCGUUAACCACUUCAAUGCUGGAGUCACUCACAUAGCAAAGAAUAACGCGUGGAUAGAAAUUCUGAAGAAGGUGAACGCUGUAACAACAUGCCCAAGAGAGUUGGCUGAAGUCAAGAAGAAGUGGUCGGAUAUGAAGACCGAGGUGAGGCGCAAAGUGGCCCAGGCUAGGGCGGCAAUUGAGGAGACCACUACCGACUGCACUCCUGUUCCCGUCAUCCUCACUGCUAUGCAGCAGCGUAUUUGUAACCUUCUGGGAGAGGCGACUAUCAUCAGUUUACCUACUGGAGACCCAGAUGCUGAGAUAACUUUACCUGUUACUAUGAGUUCAGCCACCACCGUGACACUCACAGAGAGCCUUCAGACAGCUUCAGCAUCAUGCGAGGAGACUAAAUUAGAUGCCGAGACCACAUACCACACACUGGAGGAAGGCGGUGUGGUGGAGUACUGCACCACCACUGAAGCCACGCCCACCGUGGUGACCGCUGUGGAGUCGCAUCCGGUGGAGAUGCUGACGUCAGUGUCGUCUUCUCCGCCACACAGCCAGGCCAAGCCCCAGGAGCUGAAGAGCCGCAUCGCCCUCAACUCAGCCCGGCUCCUCCAAGAACAGCGGGUUACCAAUGUGCACGUGAGGCAGAUUGCCCAGCACCUGGAGGGCCAGAACGAGCUGCUGCAGAUGAUCCGGAGAUCCCAGGAAGCGCAGGCCUACGCCCAGGAGAGGCAGGCCCAGGCCCUGGAGGGAACCCAGGCAGCCCUGCUGGCCCUGGUUCAGAUGAUGAGGCCUGCUCUCAAGGACCUGAGGAAGUUCCUGCAGAGCGGGACUGACAACUCCAACAACAGCGCUGGGGCUGCUGCAGAGGGUUCAGAACAGAGGCCCAAGACCCCGCCUCCACAGCCAGCAGAUGAAGGCUAAUAAAGACUCAGUGUGUGUGUAUGUUUGUUUGUUUGCGUGUGAGAGAGAAUGAGAAAGUGUGUGUGUGUGCGUGCGUGCGUGAAUGAGAGGGUGUAUGAAAUGCAUUUGUGAGCUUGCUCAUGUUUGUGAGAGAGAAUUGUAAUGAGUUGAAUUAGAACAAGCAUUUAGGUUUAGGGUUGUAGUUCUAGAAAUACAUAUCUAGAUAGAGAUAAAUUGCUGUAUUGGUUGUAAAAUGAAGUUGACAUUUUCUGCUAUUGAUUGCUGUAAUUGACCCUAGCCAUACUGACUAAAAAGAGUAUACCGGAUUGUCAAAACCCUUUUUCUUCUUAGUCAGUAUGGCUAGAUUGACCCAGUUAAUAUUCUUUAUCAUAUGAUUUUGGAAUGAAGUACUUUUUUUCUUUACAGCCAGUGGGCCAUAGUUACAUCACAUUUUUACCUCUGUGCAGAAUUUGCUCGUUAUUUUCCAAAUCAAUGCAACAAAAAUAAACUCUUUCUUUAAAUAAUACCAUAAAA
Messenger RNA from Salvelinus sp. IW2-2015, 1651 nucleotides. RefSeq names its product nuclear apoptosis-inducing factor 1. Gene Ontology annotation, cellular component: nucleus. Lineage: Eukaryota; Metazoa; Chordata; Actinopteri; Salmoniformes; Salmonidae. The record is from RefSeq and is a predicted model, not a curated record.